Messenger RNA from Raphanus sativus (radish), 1046 nucleotides. Its product is annotated as rac-like GTP-binding protein ARAC4. Gene Ontology annotation, cellular component: cytoplasmic vesicle; cell cortex; cytoskeleton. Gene Ontology annotation, biological process: actin filament organization; regulation of cell shape; establishment or maintenance of cell polarity. The coding region runs from base 210 to 797 and encodes 195 amino acids. NCBI's taxonomy places the organism in Eukaryota, Viridiplantae, Streptophyta, Magnoliopsida, Brassicales, Brassicaceae. The record is from RefSeq and is a predicted model, not a curated record. Gene Ontology annotation, molecular function: GTPase activity; protein kinase binding; GTP binding. The transcript is spliced from 7 exons.
CAAAUAUUAUACGGGAGGUGGGAGCUGUAUUGAACUGUUUUAUCAUCAUCUCAAAGUCAUCAAUCAACCGCGCAUCUUCCUUCUUCUUCUCUACCAUUUCUUUUUUUUUUUUGUUUUUCGGGGCUAGCUUCUCAAAUUUCAUAAGCUUGCGAGUUCGAUUGGGACAUUUUUCACGAUUCGGCAAGGCGUUUCUCAAGUUAGCGGCAGAGAUGAGCGUGUCAAGGUUCAUAAAGUGUGUUACUGUCGGAGAUGGCGCCGUCGGAAAAACGUGCAUGCUUAUUUCUUACACCAGCAACACUUUCCCUACUGACUAUGUUCCAACUGUUUUCGACAACUUCAGUGCUAAUGUGGUUGUUGAUGGCAACACUGUCAACCUUGGCUUGUGGGACACAGCCGGUCAAGAAGACUACAACAGGCUACGACCUCUGAGUUACCGUGGCGCAGAUGUUUUCCUUCUUGCUUUCUCCCUCAUCAGCAAGGCUAGCUACGAGAAUAUCGCCAAGAAGUGGAUUCCUGAGCUCAGGCAUUAUGCUCCUGGUGUUCCCAUUAUCCUCGUUGGUACUAAACUUGAUCUUCGAGAUGAUAAGAAAUUCUUUAUAGAUCAUCCCGGUGCAGUUCCCAUUACUACAAACCAGGGAGAGGAGCUGAAGAAACUGAUUGGGUCUGCGGUCUACAUUGAAUGUAGUUCAAAGACACAACAGAAUGUGAAGUCAGUGUUUGAUGCGGCCAUACAAGUGGUUCUUCAGCCACGAAAACAGAAGAAGACUAAGAAAAAGAACCGUUGCGCCUUCUUGUGAUUUAUUUUAUUAAUAUCUAAGAGAACUGGAAAGAUGAAGAACUGAUGAUUUCCACUAUUUGACUUCGUCCUCGUUUUAAUGUGACAGUAAGCUUUUGUAUAGUUGCUUAAAAGAAGCUGUGUUGUUGUGUACUCUUUGCUGGUGAAUCGUUUGAGUUCAUAGUGUGUAGUUCUACUAAUGCUAUGUAGUCUAAUCUCUCUCUCCUCUUUGACAUUUGAAUCUACCAAGUAAUAUUGUUUUUGCUUUCAA